Dentiscutata erythropus is the source of this 216-nucleotide messenger RNA. The record is from the annotation of a GenBank genome assembly. NCBI's taxonomy places the organism in Eukaryota, Fungi, Glomeromycota, Glomeromycetes, Diversisporales, Gigasporaceae.
AGAAUACAAAAGAAGAAAAGAAACUAUAAAAAUAAAUUAAACGAAAGACCACAAUUACCUGUAUCUAGACCUACUGAACAGCAACAAACACCCUUUACCAGACUGCCAGCCAGAAUACUUAACCAGGAACAAGUUCAAAGUUUAGCCAAUGAUAUAAGAAACAACCAACGCAACAAUAGACAAUUUCAAGGAAUAGGAACUGGAUUACCACAUUAA